Messenger RNA from Porites evermanni, 852 nucleotides. NCBI's taxonomy places the organism in Eukaryota, Metazoa, Cnidaria, Anthozoa, Scleractinia, Poritidae. The record is from the annotation of a GenBank genome assembly.
AUGGCAUUUACAGAGCACGAAGAAAAAGUUUCAGAAUUCUAUUCCCGUGUAGUGGAUAACAACCAUGACUGGAAUGAUGGAUUUCUCACAUUUGGAUUGUGGAAGACGAAAUCCGGCGAUCCUAUACCACACCCUUUGUGUUAUGGAGCAGUGUAUGAUGAGCUGUUAGAAGGUACUAUGAUACAGGCUGAUCACAGCGUGCUGGAUGUUGCUUGUGGGCAGGGAGCUGGCAUGUUACGAAUCAAAUCCCAGAAUGGCUGCAACAUCCAAGGUCUGGACAUCAGCGCUGCAAACGUGGAAAUAGCGAAGCGAAGACUGUGCGACACUGGAAUUACUGUAACGCGCGGUAGCGGAACGAAGAUGCCCUAUGAUGAAAAUUCUUUCGAUUGUGUUAUCUGUGUGGAAGGAGAACCACACAUGAAUAGCAGAGAAGAUUUCUUUCGAGAAGCAUUUCGAGUUCUAAAGCCUGGAGGAAAAUUGUUCAUGGCUGACAUUGUCACUCUUAAAGCACUUCCUGAUCUGAGUUACCUUCAGCAGAUCAUUUUGAAGACCGCAGCGAAGUUAUGGGUGAUUCCUAUCACUAACUUGUCCUACGGAAUCGAUGAUUACAAACAGAAAUUAAAGGACAUUGGGUUCAAGUUGACAAAGUUUGAAUUCUUAGGCGACAGAGUAUUACCAGGUUAUUGUAAUUUUAAUCUUACGCUAUCGGUUAUGCGAGAACAAGCAAAAGUAAGAGGUCCGUUCGUCGGUUACGUGGGAGGUCCAAUGAUUGAUAUUAUUGUUAAAAUGGCUUUCUCUCACAAAAUUAUCGAAUAUGUCUUUGUUGAGGCCGAGAAAGAAGUUAUCAAAUAA